UUCACAUCAAAGUCUUGUCUUAAUGAAGUGUCGUUGUUUGCCGCUGACACACAAAGGCUCUUCAUUUUUAGGCUUAAGGAAAGGUUCAUUCAUCCUUACCCCUAGACUAAGUAAACUAUAAGCUAUGACUUGACGAGAGAAGCAGAGAACUAAGGUAACACACAAAGGCCCUUCAUUUUUAGGCUUAAGGAAAGGUUCAUUCAUCCUUACCUCUAGAUUAAGUAAACUAUAAGCUACGACUUGAUGAGAGAACUAUGAUUACAUUUAAGUACAUACACACACUAGCUUCAAUACUGUGGGGAGUGUAGAACGUCAGCUUUUGUAUCAGGAAGCUAUUUGAAACGAACUAGAUAGAGUGGAACCUUUCAAAACAGUGAGUAGAGUUGCCUUUUCCAAGUGCUGUGUGGUGAGGGCAUUGCUCGGGGUGUAAGUCUUGAGCAUAACACUUGUUGGCCACACUGUCCAUGUCCGUAACUGGCUGAGGUGUGGAACUGUUCCUGAUGACAUGUCUUUAACCUCUGCGCCUGGUGCUGUGCCGCACUGCUUCCCCUACCACACCACACCUUGGUCAGACCACCUCCGUUAGCUUGUCCGCCUUCUGUAAAUACACCUUUGCUUUCCUGUCCUCGGCGCUGUGAAUGUGGUGGUGGUGGUGGUGAUGGUGGUGAUGGUGGUGCCUUGGUGCAGCCCGAGCCAGAGGACCCGUGGGGGGACUGGGUUACUUUCUCGCCCUCACAGAUCACCGCCCACGACGACGCCUUGUUCAGGGUGUUCGCCAGAGAUGCGGACGUGGGCAUGAACGGUGACCUGGACUACAGCAUCAGGACCGGCAAGGGCAAGAAGGGCCGCUUCAAGAUCCACCCGAAGACUGGCCAAGUGUACAGCAACAAGGCCUUUCCCCCGAGCAAGACCUUCGAUUUGAUGAUCCAGGUGAAGGACAACGGGGCGCCGCAGCUGACGGCCACCACGCGGGUCCUCGUGCGUGUGAUGGACGUGCCCGAGGAGUCUCCCAACCCGCCGGUCCUGCAGCCGCCGCCCCCCGCCCACGUGAUGGAGACGGACGCGCCGGGCCACCUGGUGUCCUUCAUCAACGCUCAGGACCCGGAUAACGACACCUUGUGGUACUACAUCACAGAGGGCGACGAGAGCGGCCGGUUCAGCAUGGGCGUGGACUCUGGCCUGGUGAGCCUGGCGCGCCGCCUGGACCACGAGGACCAGCACCACUACGCCCUCACCGUCACGGCCACAGACGGCGUCCACACCGCCGCCACCAAGCUCGUGGUGGAGGUGAUGGACGCCAAUGAUCACCGGCCAGUGUUCAGCGCCAGGACCUACGAGGGUGCCGUGAGCGAGGACGUGGCGCCGGGGUCCACCGUGGUCACCCUGCAGUGCCGAGACAGGGACCAGUCACCCACGGCGUCCUCCGCGGUGUACUUCACGCUGCACCACGCCCAGGCCUUGGCGUCCCAGGGCCUCUUCACCGUGGACUCGUUCACUGGUGACCUCAUCGUGGCCGAGCCCCUGGACAGGGAGGUGUCCAGCGUCCACGAGCUGACCGUGAGCUGCAGGGACCGCGGCCGACAGGAGAACGCAGACUUUGCCCUCGUGUCCGUGACGGUGGAGGACGACAACGACCACGAGCCCGUCUUCCUGGAGCCCAUGAUCAUCGCCAAGCUCGUGGUGGAGGUGAUGGACGCCAAUGAUCACCGCCCGGUGUUCAGCGCCAGGACCUACGAGGGUGCCGUGAGCGAGGACGUGGCGCCGGGGUCCACCGUGGUCACCCUGCAGUGCCGAGACAGGGACCAGUCACCCACGGCGUCCUCCGCGGUGUACUUCACGCUGCACCACGCCCAGGCCUUGGCGUCCCAGGGCCUCUUCACCGUGGAUUCGUUCACUGGUGACCUCAUCGUGGCCGAGCCCAUGGAUAGAACCUUUAGAGGAGGUGAGCGUGGGGGCUGCACGGCGCCUCUGGUGCGGGUGAUGGCGCUGGACCACGACAAGGGCGACAACGGCAGGAUAUCCUACUCCAUCCUCGAGGGUGAGUAG
Messenger RNA from Eriocheir sinensis (Chinese mitten crab), 2046 nucleotides. Its product is annotated as fat-like cadherin-related tumor suppressor homolog. The transcript has 9 exons. Gene Ontology annotation, molecular function: calcium ion binding. Gene Ontology annotation, cellular component: plasma membrane; cell-cell junction. Gene Ontology annotation, biological process: homophilic cell-cell adhesion. Lineage: Eukaryota; Metazoa; Arthropoda; Malacostraca; Decapoda; Varunidae. Bases 796 to 2046 code for a protein of 416 amino acids. The record is from RefSeq and is a predicted model, not a curated record.